GAAGAAGGACCUCCAAGGAGCUUGCUUUGUGCCGCCAGAAUUUUUCCAAGAUGGCCCAGGGUUACCGGACUUUGCACAUCGCACCUUUCGCAUCCCAAAUCACUUUCAGCAGGAAGUCGAAGUGCAGAAGAACCCGCCACUUGGAUCUGCUUUCUCCACUGCCAUUGCUGCCAUUGCUGCACAUGCAUAUAGCAGAAUGUUGAAGCCUCCCUUGGGUAUUGUGCAGCUGUCAAUGAAGUCGUGUUUGGAUGACCUAGAGCCACGACCUGUGAUUGAGCCAAGGAAGAGUAAGGGCGGCGCAAAGCAUCCCGACACCUGUAAGGAGUGUGUCUUCUACUUCUUCAGUGCUACUGGAUGCACAAAAGGUGAAUCUCACGACGAUGGUAAGGAAGGCAAGGACGUUUUGAAAGACGUCUGCAAGGAGAUCGAAGAGUUGCCACCAUCGAAGCCAGAGGCAAGUGCUGACUCAGCACAGCCUAGAAGUCCAAGAGGAAGCCCAAGUGGGGCAACAGGGGCUGGAGCAGAACAAGUCUUUGCGCAGUUGCUGCUGCAGUUGCAGCAAGGGCAAGCGCAGAUUGCCAGGGAGACAAGAGAUUGUCUACAGAAGCUGGCAGAAGGAUUCCAGAAAUCUUCAACUCGACCAGGGAUUGUUGAUGUGAAAGGGAUUGGAAAGCCUGAUAACUUCAAAGGUAGUCAUGAGGAAGUUCAGAAGCAAUGGAAGCCCUGGAGUUACAAGUUCGAAACGUGGUUCUGCAGCCAAUGGCCUACAGGUCAACAAGCUUUGGACUAUGCCAGAGGAAAGGGUGACGACCCUGUCACCGCUGUAGAUCUCUUGAACCACACCCUGCAGGACAUCGAUGCCAUUGAUGCACACCUUCAUGUAGCCCUGGUUUCCUUGACUCAGGGGAUGGCAUAUGAUGUCGUCUACAAUUCCCGUAAAAAGUGCGGGCUUGAUGCUUGGAGGAGACUGUGUGUCACCUAUGAACCUCAAAACAAUCGUACAAACAUCAGAUUGCUGAGGAGAAUCCUUAGCCCUUCAAGGUCAACCAUGUCAACCAUGAGAAGUAGUUUAGACCAUUUUGAGUCCGACAUCGUGGAGUAUGAGUCAAAGGGACAAGCAAAACCAUCAGACGAAACUCUUCGAGCAGUACUGUUGGCUAUGGUGCCAGAAAAUCUUGAAGAACAUCUUGAACUCAACAUCCAGAGGUUUGACACUUACUCCAAAAUGCGUAGUGAGGUGAUCUCAUUCCUGGAGCAAAAGGCAGAAGGUCAGGAGACUUGGAAUGAAGAAGCUUGGCCAAAUCAAGAUGGCCAAUGGGAAGAGCAAACUGGUGAGCAAGGUGCCAUCUGUGUUGCCAGUGCUGAUUCAGCACAGCAAGCACCCAGGCAGAGGCCACUCACCAAGUAUGAGAAGGCGUUGGAAGGAGAGCAGAAGGAGUUCAUGGAAGGAAAGAUUUGGAAGCGCCCUGAAGUGUUCUGGAAUAUGCCUUUCAGGUUGGUUUGCAAUCAAAGCUGCUAUGAGGGCAAGUUCUACUGUGGAUACCAGCGCUGCAAACACAAAGGCUUCACUUCCCCAUCUCAAUUCAAUCAACAUCUCUGUUCAAAGGUUGGCACUCGUGGACAUCCAGACCAAGAGCAAAUCAAUGCUUGGGAGAAGGACCCCUAUGUGGUGCCAGAAGGACGCAGGCACUAUGGACUUUGGGAUCCAGAGACUGGCAACAUGUUGAAUGCCAAGGUCGACGCCUGGGACUCUGAACCUCUGAGAGUAGCCAUCGAGAAGAGUAAGGAGAGACUGAGGUUGGAGCUCUCUGCAAAGAAGCCACCUGCUCAGGAGGAAGCCACUGAGGUCGAGAAGAAGGAGACGGUGCUGUUGAAAGCAAAGCCCAAGUGCAAGCCAGAGAAGUUUGGAACAAAGCAUGUGGAGAAUGUUGACGACUCUUCUGAAUACACCAUCGAUUCAGAAGACAUUGAAGAAGGUGAGCCUGAAGCUUUUGAAGUGAAAGAUGAAAAAGUGAAGAUUCCUGAGGAGGAUCCUGAGGAGAAACCUGAGGAGACUGCAGAGGACUUGGAAGCUUUGAGAGAAGAGAAGGGUCAAGACCUUGCAAAGAAAGACAUCAAAGCUUUGGAGAAGAAGAAGCUUGAGGAGAAAAAGGCAUUGAAGAAGAAACCUGUGGGAUUCACACCUGGCGCUUUGAUCAUGCAGAAGCUCGAGGAGGUCAAGUCCAUUGAAGGAACUUUGGUACUUCUGGAUCGUGACCAUCCAGCACGCAAAGCUUUGGAGGAGACCAUCGCCCAGAAGAAGGAGGAGAUGAAGAAGAUCCAAGCUGAGAGACAGAAGGAGGACGAUGAGAUGAACCCUGAAGAAGGUGGAGAAGGUCAAAGUGGAGAGUUGAAUAGCUUUGGACCCCCCAGCAAGUUGCCACCAAGACGUGAUGGACCAGAAGGAAACAACUGGUGCCGUGUGGACUUCAUCGUGGACAGUGGUGCAUCAGACAGCACCCUUCCUGUGGGUGUACUUCCAGGAAUUCCAAUGAAGCCACCACACGGCUUCAAGGACUUUGCACUUGCGGACGGACGUAUUAUCCCAAACUUGGGACAGAAGGUUGUUCAAAUGGCAUUUCAAUGUGGGCUGGUGCUGACUGGAACAUUUUCAGUGGUGUACAGCGCAAAGCCACUACUCAGUGUGGGCAAGAUGACAAACUUGGGACACACUGUGAAUAUGACACCAGAAGGUGGCCAGAUCAUCUUGAAGAAUGGCAAGUCCACCAAGAUCUACUUCAGGAGAAUGGAAAUUGCAGCCGAAGGAGAAGAGGAAGCCAAGCAAGAUGCUUCAAAGAGACAAAGAUUGGCUAUUCAAGAUGUUGGUGUUGAGCGAGCAUCUGGACCUUCAAGUGGGUCAGGAAUCAAGAGACCUGCAGAGGAUCCACCACAGGAUCCUAGGCUCGAAACCCCUGAGCAGCCGGGAGGCAGUGUUGCUUCAACACGCCAGCCUGGAACAAAGAGGGAUGUAGAGCAAGCUGGUCUGAGCUCUGAUCCAAUGGAAGACGUUGUGCAGUUUCUUCCUUUCUGGACUCCUUGCUGGACUGUGAAGAAUACGUUCAUCAAUGUUCCGGAGGAGAAUGUGUCCAGCGAUGAAGAGUUUUACACACCUUUCAAAAGGUGCAACGAAUCCUCACCUGCGGUUCUUCAGGACAGCCAUAGUCUUCG
This is a messenger RNA of Cladocopium goreaui, 3207 nucleotides long. The record is from the annotation of a GenBank genome assembly. NCBI's taxonomy places the organism in Eukaryota, Dinophyceae, Suessiales, Symbiodiniaceae.